Messenger RNA from Camellia sinensis, 1226 nucleotides. Lineage: Eukaryota; Viridiplantae; Streptophyta; Magnoliopsida; Ericales; Theaceae. The record is from RefSeq and is a predicted model, not a curated record.
AUUUUCAUGUUUCUGGAUUGGGCUGCUUUGGAGAAACUCCGUCACAAAAUAAGAAGAAUAGAAUGAAAGACCCACUUAUCCUAGCGACAAAACACGGCAUCCAUGAGAUGGUAGAGGAAAUCCUUGAAAAAUUCCCUAAUGUUGCAACUACAUUUGAUGAGAAUGGAAGAAACAUACUGCAUAUUGCAGCAUAGUUGAGAGAUAGAAUUCUCUAUGACUACUUGAAGAAGACUGUUAAUCACGCAUAUAGGAUGAUGGCCGAUGUUGAUAAGCAUGGGAACACCAUCUUGCAUCUUACAGCCUAUGAGUGCAAGCAGGGUCAUUUUCUCACAACUCAUUUUGGACCUAUAAACCGAAUGUCGUGAAAUAUGUUUUGGUUUGAGCGUGUACAGAAUGACUCUCAUCCACAUUUGAUAUAUCAUUGAAACAUUGAGGGCAAGACACCAAAAGAAAUAUUUGAGGAACAGCACAAGGACAUGAUAGACAAAGCUGAGAAAGCAGUCAAAGAUAUUAAUAGCUGCUUGAUGCUUGUUUCUACUCUAAUUGGCACGGUCAAUUAUGCAGCACUUUUUACUAUCCCUGGUGGUUUCGAUCAAGGCAAGGGCCUGCCAAUUUUUUUCACAAAAGCAAUAAAUGGACGAGAGGAUCUGCAGUUGUUCAUGGCUUAUGUAGGAGGAAGUCUGGUUGCUUCUUUAUUGGGUUUGGGAACUCAGCUUUCAAUACAAGUGUCACGGUUCAAUAGCAAUGAUUUUCACAUUUCAUUGCCUAUGAAAUUUCUUUAUACAAUCACGUCCUUGUUCUAUGCUGCAGGCUUCUCAAUCACAGCAUGCUUCCAAAUCUUCAUCAUCGAGGGUGCCUUCAUAAAUUCAUAUUUUGCGGUGAUGGUGGUUGCCAGUAUAUUUAUGACCCUUGUUUACAUGGACGCAUUAUACUUGACCUAUGAUUACUUGUACUACAUAAUUCAUUAUUCGCUUGCUUAUAGAGGCCCAAAAAUGUUGGUUUCAUCAGUCACGGACAAACCAUGAAACUGUAAAUUUGAUGGGUCGUUUGAAUUUCUUUGGCAGUUUUGAAUCAGCAGAUUGAGCGGAUUUAGGUGGGUUACAACAUCUCUAACGGCUGUCUCUGUACCUAGUUUGGUAUUUUCUUUUUGAGUCAGUGGUUGUUGUAUUGAAUUUUGUGUGUUGUGCAACUAAUAAGUGUGUGACUAUAUUCCAUUAUACUAAUUC